UGACCGUACACGUUUGUGGGACAAAUUGAUUCUAGGCUUCCAGCAUGGUGAAGCUGCACAAAAGGGGGCCGGUCGUGCCUGGCACUACUAGCAGGGUCCCGCUGUACUGCGGGCGGGGAGCUCAGCUGCAGCACCGGGACCUCGGGGUCAGUAGGCAGGGGCGGGGAAGCCGCGGCCGCGCCCUCCUGGCCACUCCCCGACCGGCGGUGGGUGGCGCGCACUCGCCUAUGUCCUCCGCGCCACCACGAUCGCCCACCCCGCGGGCCCCCAAGAUGAAGAAGGACGAGUCUUUCUUGGGCAAGUUGGGCGGCACACUGGCAAGGAAGAAGAAGACUAGGGAGGUGACUGACUUACAGGAAGAAGGCAAGAGCGCCAUCAACUCUCCAAUGGCCCCGGCUUUGGUGGACAUUCACCCCGAAGACACCCAGCUCGAGGAGAAUGAGGAGCGUACCAUGAUUGAUCCCACCUCUAGAGAAGACCCCAAGUUCAAGGAGUUGGUCAAGGUGCUUCUGGACUGGAUCAACGACGUGCUGGCGGAGGAGCGCAUCAUUGUGAAGCAGUUGGAGGAGGACCUGUAUGAUGGCCAGGUGCUACAGAAACUUCUGGAAAAGCUGGCACACUGCAAGCUGAAUGUGGCAGAGGUGACACAGUCCGAGAUCGGGCAGAAGCAGAAGUUGCAGACCGUUCUGGAAGCCGUGCAAGACCUGCUUCGGCCCCACGGCUGGCCGCUGCGUUGGAAUGUGGACUCUAUCCACGGGAAGAACCUGGUGUCCAUUCUGCACCUCCUUGUCUCCCUGGCCAUGCACUUCAGGGCCCCCAUCCACCUUCCUGAGCAUGUCACUGUGCAGGUGGUGGUCGUCCGGAAGCGGGAAGGCUUGCUGCACUCCAGCCACAUCUCAGAGGAGCUAACCACGACCACAGAGAUCAUGAUGGGCCGGUUUGAGCGGGAUGCCUUCGAUACUCUUUUCGACCAUGCCCCGGACAAGCUCAACCUUGUGAAGAAGUCUCUCAUCACGUUUGUGAACAAACACCUGAAUAAGCUGAACUUGGAGGUGACUGACCUGGAGACCCAGUUUGCAGAUGGCGUGUACCUGGUUCUACUCCUGGGCCUCCUUGAAGACUACUUUGUCCCCCUUCACAACUUCUACCUGACUCCUGACAGCUUUGACCAGAAGGUGCACAACGUGGCCUUUGCCUUUGAACUGAUGCUGGACGGAGGACUCAAGAAGCCCAAGGCACGCCCUGAAGAUGUGGUGAACUUGGACCUCAAGUCCACUCUGCGGGUCCUUUACACGCUGUUCACCAAGUACAAGGAUGUGGAGUGACGGAGCAACUGAUCCUCCAGGGAAAAGUGCUAGGCCAGAAAAAAAUGGGUGCAUCCAUCCACGGUCCCUGCGUUCCCAGAAAACACCUCCCCAGGGAGCCCUCAGGCUUCCCAGGCCUCUGCUCCCUGCCCCCUGCCUGGUUUGGUUUUAAACCCUUCCCCUCCCCCACA
Molecule: messenger RNA, 1495 nt
Organism: Mus pahari (shrew mouse)
Lineage: Eukaryota; Metazoa; Chordata; Mammalia; Rodentia; Muridae
Gene: Parvb
Product: parvin beta
Exons: 13
Coding region: 45-1325 (426 amino acids)
Biological process (GO): actin cytoskeleton organization; substrate adhesion-dependent cell spreading; lamellipodium assembly
Cellular component (GO): lamellipodium; actin cytoskeleton; focal adhesion
Molecular function (GO): actin binding
Source: RefSeq, a predicted model, not a curated record